GGCCACUCGAGGUCGUUCAAUCGCAAAUCUGGUUUAGUGUGGGACUGGGUCGACAACACAUUCGAAACAGUGCUUCAGUAACUUCUAGUCUUGACUAUCAGUUUGUCCUGGUCUCAUGCUUAUCCUAUUUCUGAUUGCUGUCAAUUGCUUUUGUAUUAAAUAUCUCAAUAAAUGUCUAGGAUAUUGUCAAUAAACUACUAUGAGUGAUUUGCUACACAGUAAUCUACGUGGGGUUUUCGGCUGUGAUUCGAUAGAUUCUUGUUUUUGUAAAGAAAUGUUUUUAGAACAAGUGAUAUAUUUCUUGCAAACUUCAAGCUUAACAUCACAACUUGCUACGCUUGUUGAAGAAUGUAAUUAUUUGGUGAAUAUCUGUACUGUCAACUUCUACAAUACUCUUGAUGAUGAUAAUGAUCUACUCAGGUUACUGUGUUUGUUCAUAAAAUUAAUUGAUAAUUUGAAUGAAGAGUUAAAUGUCUAUCUUGAAUCUGUCCUUAAUUCAAGUUUAGAAUCAGUUAUAAAUGAUAAAAUAAUCAAUGAUAUACAAUGCCUUGUUACAUCCGUGUUGAGUUCUUUGAAAUGUGAAAAUUUAUUACAACCAGUAUGGUAUAGCUAUUUAUGUUUGGAACUUGAAUCGGCUGAAAUGGAUGCUGAAGAUUCGAAUAUAUUCUCUUCUGUUAUCUGUCCAAACAUUACGGAUAGGAAAAUUCAGAUUUUGUUGUCAGCCCGGAAUUUAACACAAAAUAAUUCCCUGGUCAGUUGGAAUAAUUUAUAUCGACAUUUAUGUGCACCUUUUAUUAAAAAAGCUCUUUCAUACAGAACAAAGUUAUUGUGUUCUGAAAAUUAUUCUGAACGAUUUCUUAAUUCGAUAAUAAAUUAUAAAAACUGUGUGCUGAAAAAAGUGCUCAUACCUAGGUUAUUUUCAAGAAAAAAUGACAUACAUGCAAUCAGUUCAGAGUUAUCAGAUGAAAUCGUAUAUAAAACAUUCUAUUUAGUUCAUAAACCUGAUAUGUUUUCACUAGUUAUUGAGUACCCAGACUCCGUUGCUGCUCUUAUGGAUCUGGGUAAAUGUUUAGAUCAUCUCCCGAUACGUCAAGAUUUGAUUACUCACCUAACCGGAGAAGUCCAGCAACGAUUAUUACAUCCAGGUGUCCAUACUGAACAAAUUUUAGCUGCUUACAAUUACUUAGUACGGGCUUUACGCUUAAUCGAUAACACAUUUCUAGUACAAGAUAUAGUUUGUAAACCAGUUUCAACAUGUCUUCGACAAAGAGAGGAUGCAGUUCGUUGUAUAGUUGAUAAAUUAAUAUCUGGCCCUGAAACCGAUGGUGAAGAUGAUGAAAUUAGAGCUGAAGCAUAUACUGAUACAACUACGGAACUUCAUCAAGAAUUAUUAUUACCUAAACCAUUAGAGGUUGAACCAUUGGAUGAUGGUGAAGAUAGUGAUGCUGAUAUUGUAUAUGAAGACCUACCAUUUGACUCUGAUAUACAUUCUGCUAACUCAGAUAAACAUUUUACUUUGGAAAGUGAUUGGAAACCAGAUCCUAUUGAAGCUUUAUGUCAGCGAGGAUCUUGGCGUCGUAAAUUAGAUCUUUUAAGCAUGCUAGUUAGUAUUUAUGGGAGUAAGAAAGCAUUUUUAGUUGAAUACAAACAAUUAUUAAGUCAACGUUUACUACGACAAAGAAGUUUUCAUACAGCUAGAGAACUGAGAAAUUUGGAACUGCUAAAACUUCGAUUUGGUGAACAGAAUUUACAUGAAUGUGAAGUUAUGUUAAAAGAUAUUCGAGAUUCGAAACGAAUCGCUAAUUUAGUAUCUGAAUCUACAUUAAAUAGUUCAAAAGAAAAACAUCUAGAUCAAACAGAUAAAUUAUUCAACAGCCCUAUCCUUCCUCCUAAUAGUAAUGAGAUUAUGGAAUCAGAGGAAACUGACAUAACAGGUGAUUCUUUAGAGAAUAAAGCAACAUCUGUUGAAUGUGCUAUUGGUGUUACUACUCCUAUUAUUACUGCUAGUAGUGAUAGUAAUCAUAUCUUGAGAAGCAAUAGUAAUGGUAAUAACAUUGCCUUUCCAUUAUCUGCUUAUAUUUUAUCCAUUCAUUAUUGGCCAGAAUUGCUUGACGAUAAAUUUAAAAUACCUGAAGAUUUUCGUCCAGUCUUUGAGCUUUAUGAACAAUGUUUCCAACGUUUGAAAGGCAACAGAACACUUAAUUGGAUGCAUAAACUAGGUCUAGUGAAUAUUGAUCUUACACUUGGCAAGCGUAGUGUUAAAAUUGACGUCACACCUUUGCAAGCAUCAAUUAUUCACUUAUUCACGAAACAAUCUACCUGGUGUAUAAGAGAUUUAGCUCAAAAACUAGAGAGUCAAAUCUCUACUAUUCGAACUAGUUUAUAUAUGUUUAUCCAGUUAGGAUUUAUACAGUUAUCCAAUUCACACGAAACUAAUAAUUCUAUUAUUCAUAUAAAUGAAAAUCUAGAGAUGUAUGAAGUGUGUAAUGAAACAGAUACUACUAAUUCAAAUGAGAAGUUAAGUAAAUCUAAUGCCAUGAUUUAUUCGAGUGAUCUUGCGAAAAUUGAUUCUAACACUACUGAAACAACAAAUAAUUGGAUGUUUACAUCACAAGAUCAGUCUGAUUUAAUUGUACCUAGUGUUAGAGAACGUAAAGAAAAAGAAUUACAGGUAUUCUGGUCUUAUAUCACUGCUAUGUUAACCAACCUUGGAAGUUUAUCGUUGGAUCGAAUUCACUCGAUGCUUAAAAUGUUCGCACUCGGUUCUACAUCCAGUUUAGGAUUUAGUAGAGAUGAACUACGCCAAUUUCUGGAUAGGAAACUUAGAGAAGGUCACCUUUGUUAUGAUGGUGAUAUGUACAAAUUAUUAGUGCCUGAUGUGUAAAUAACUUACUAUAUGCAUGCUGUACUCACGGCUGCAUCAUUUAGCUCAAAUAAAGUAUACAUUCAAAAUCUUUCUAAUUGUAUAUGUAUAAUUGAUUCUUAAACAUUCUGUACACACUGUUUCUAAACUAAUAAACCUUAAUUUAAAUAGAUGUGACCAGUUGUUAGAAAUUUUUUUGAUCAAAACAAAAUAUUGAAUAUGCUUUACCCAUCAGUUAGCUUCACUUGUUAUAAAGAAAGGGUAAGAGAUGGGUUUGAGAAUGGAGCCCUGAUGCCAUCAAUGCGU
Molecule: messenger RNA, 3169 nt
Organism: Schistosoma turkestanicum
Lineage: Eukaryota; Metazoa; Platyhelminthes; Trematoda; Strigeidida; Schistosomatidae
Source: the annotation of a GenBank genome assembly